Molecule: messenger RNA, 1079 nt
Organism: Fundulus heteroclitus (mummichog)
Lineage: Eukaryota; Metazoa; Chordata; Actinopteri; Cyprinodontiformes; Fundulidae
Gene: dand5
Product: DAN domain family, member 5
Exons: 2
Coding region: 1-768 (255 amino acids)
Biological process (GO): determination of heart left/right asymmetry
Source: RefSeq, a predicted model, not a curated record
AUGGCUUUCCUCCUCAGCCUGAUCCUUCUGUCCACCUGGGCAGCUUCAGCUCUCAUGCUUCCCUAUAACUCUCUGCCGAGAGAGUCCAGUGAUGAAUUGGAAUCAUCGGGCGGCGAAGCUGACCGAGCUGUGCAGGGAGUAGUCAAGGUGGUCCAGCUGGACCCUGGGAACCUGGUCCACUCGGGGUUCUUCAGGAGAGGACUGGCUCACAGGGGGCCUCCUUUCCACACCUCCAGACUGCCUUUCCCUGCCUUCCUGUCUCGGGGGCGUCCAGGCCCUGCCGCAGCCCCCAAGGACGCCGUCAGUCCGCUACGCCACCUGCGCCCCAAAAGACCCACGGAGACAGAUGUGAGGAAGAAGCAAGGGCUGCUGAUGUGGCAGAGGGUCAUGGAUAAAGGAGGGAAGGUGUCGCUGCCUGUUAACUUGAAGGACACCAAGCAGACGUGCGCGGCGGUGCCUUUUACUCAGCAUGUGACGGCAGAUGGAUGCCAAACAGUGACGGUGCACAACAAGCUGUGCUUCGGCCAGUGCAGCUCCCUCUUUGUCCCAUCCGAGGGGGAGUUCGCCGAUCUGAGCCCCGGAACGGGGGCCUUCCGCCGACGGGCCCCCUGCUCCCGCUGUGCCCCUUUCAAAGCUCAGACUGUCACCGUGCCCCUGCGCUGCGGAGCCCGGGUCCAGGAGAAGAGAGUGAUGGUGGUGGAGGAGUGCAAGUGUGAGACGGGCCGCGAGGAGAGAGGCGCCGAGGCCGCUGCUCACACACACCUGUAACCGUGUCCCAGCUGCCACAUGGAAAAGACGCUGACGAUUCAUAACGCCGCUCCUCAAAUCGAUUGGGAGUGACGUCCUGUGACGUUUCCGCUCACAUUCGUACGCCCCUGUGUUUUGUUCUUUAGAUUUGCACAAGUCUGAAUGUCUUAUUCAGAGUAAAAUAUUCUGGUGGACAAUCCCACCAAGGACGGUUGACAAAUGAUCUGCUUUGGUCAUGCAGUUGUUGUGUUACAACCAAUCAAGCUGGUCAACCCAGGCAUGGGCCAGUAUGAGGUUCUGACGGUAUGAUAACCUUGAGUAGAAAUACAAGG